Molecule: messenger RNA, 1323 nt
Organism: Temnothorax curvispinosus
Lineage: Eukaryota; Metazoa; Arthropoda; Insecta; Hymenoptera; Formicidae
Product: putative nuclease HARBI1
Exons: 5
Coding region: 1-1197 (398 amino acids)
Source: RefSeq, a predicted model, not a curated record
AUGGCAGCUCAAAAUAUUAUAGAAUUAUUAGAUUCAUCUGAUUCUGAUGAAGAGAAUUUAAUGGUGAUACAACCACCAGUAGAACCGAUGUUAGAUGAAGAUGAUGGUGAUUAUAACGAACUGCAAAUAUUUUAUGCAAUUUUUGGAGCAAUCCAAAGAAUAGAGCAUGUGAGGAUAAAUAAUUAUGUAGAAAACAUAGUCCGAAAUUAUGAUAAUAUCGAUUUUAUCAUGCACUUUCGACUAUCGAGAGAAAAAACAUUUCAACUCAUUAAUCAAUUCAGAGUAUCUGAAAUAUUUAUGUCUUUACAAGAUGCAGGACGUGUUAAAAUAACAGCAGAAAAACAUAUAUUAUGUUACCUAUGGUUUGUAGGGCAUCAAAGUGCAUCUUAUCGUGAUGUAGCUGAUCGUUUUGGAGUGACAAUAAGCGCUUUGUACAAUAUCAUAACUCGAGUAACUGAUUAUAUAAUGUUACUAGCACCUAAUAUUAUUAAAUAUCCAACGUUAGUUGAAAAAGAAGAAACUGAAACAUUUUAUAGAGAAAGAAAGGGAUUUCCUGGUAUAAUUGGUGCUAUUGAUGGUUCACACAUAAGGAUAGAUAAGCCACUCGAAGAUCCUGAUUCAUAUGUUAACCGAAAGCAAUAUUUCUCUCUACAUGUUCAAGGUACAGUGGACCAUAAAAUGAAAUUUAUGGAUGUUUUUAUAGGAUAUCCUGGUUCUGUUCACGAUGCAAGAGUGUUUAGAAAUUCCUAUUUGCGUAAUGAUCUACGUGAGUUGUGUGCAGAUAAUUACUUUUUGCUGGGAGAUAGCGCAUAUCCAUGUUUAAAGGAAUUGAUUGUCCCAUAUCGAGAUAAUGGGCAUCUGACACGUGCGCAGAGGCAUUUUAAUCGAAAACUGAGUUCCUGUCGCGUAAUUAUUGAAAAUGCAUUUGGGUGCCUCAAGCAACGGUUUCGUCAGCUCUAUCAUUUUAAAUUACGCGAUAUAAUACGUAUGGUACGCGUAAUACAUGCGUGUUGCAUACUUCAUAAUAUAGCAAAUGAGCAAGAUUUACAAUAUCUUGAACCAGCUAUAGAUGAUGAAUAUCCCGACAGAGAAGCACAAAACUUAAAUAUUAAUAUUGAUGAAGCAGCACCCGCAGCACGAGAAAAUGAAACUGGCGUACACAUUCGAGAUGAUUUAUGUCGUUUGUUGUCUCCUUAACAAAGUAUAAUAAGACUGUUCAUUGUAUUGUAUAUUUUUUAUAAAAAAUAUAUAGAAAUAAGAAUGAAAAGACUUGUAAGGAGUAUACAAUUAUUUAUUACAAAAUAAAUAUUUUGUUACAUGUGA